Molecule: messenger RNA, 7853 nt
Organism: Mesocricetus auratus (golden hamster)
Lineage: Eukaryota; Metazoa; Chordata; Mammalia; Rodentia; Cricetidae
Gene: Rusc2
Product: RUN and SH3 domain containing 2
Exons: 12
Coding region: 2900-7381 (1493 amino acids)
Cellular component (GO): cytoplasmic vesicle
Molecular function (GO): protein binding
Source: RefSeq, a predicted model, not a curated record
UGACCUAGUACCUCAGAGAAAAUUCAAGAGAGAAAGCUGCGUUCCUGCCCUGGGCAUCCUGCCAUGAUCCCGGGAUGCUGACUUCCACCUCUAUCACUGGUGAUCAAAUCUGGUUGUCUCUGUGGCUGUAUUGUUGUCCUGAUGACCAGGUAGAUAAGCCUUGAAUGACGGAAAAAGAAUGUAUUGACUGAGUUCACACCCUGGCUCCUUGAGUUGCUGGUGUCUGUGAGUCAACCAUAGCAAGGAGGUGAAGGGGUCAUUGUUACUAUGCGCUUGCCUGGUUCUUGGUACUUCUGCAUUCCUACCUGAUGUGUGGAACAUUUUUGUCAUUCUCCAACAGUCUGCUGUUGAUGAGUAGCCCCUGGUUAGGCCUGUCUGCAUCUAUUUACAUAAACGGCCCAGCUGUCAGCUUCCUCGCAGUACUGUCUGCCCGAUGGGGCAGGGCAGGGACUCCCACUCUCCUUGGGGCUCCCUGUGGUCAGCAUAUAAAAGGUUAGUGGGACCCCACUCUGUAGGCCUUUGGGAAGAGGUGAUGUGGAUGCUGGCUUCUGGCCAGACAGCUGUUUCUUGGUGGCUCUAGCCUGUCGUGUCCUGUAGGAAUGCAGCUCUACCGGCACAAGUCUCUAAGAAAUGUGAUGUUUCCACUGGAAACUGCAAAUCAGGUGAGGACAGUCUCAGCCUGCUCUUUGUCUCAUGUGUCCCUUUUUCUCGUCAGCAUACACUGCACUUGUCUGUGACUUGUGACAAGGCCAAGCUUGGAAAUGUUGGGUGGAAACCCUUCCUCAACUUUGUUCAGAGCAUCUCAGUACAAACAGUUUGUAGGUGUACGUUUACCUAUGUCUUCACCGAAGCAACUGUUAGCUCUUCUAGAAGAGGCCUACCGACUGAGGAGAAUGCUCUGGGCAGCAGCCUUCAGUCUGAGGCAGAUGGAAUCACAGACACCUGGACACCUGACUGCUGCUUGUUCCCAUUCCCUGUCUGUUAACCCUGAACUGUUUGCCACAAAGCGUGCUUCCUUCAGAACCCAACUUAGCAACCUGGAGAAGCCUGAGGCCACUCCUAGAGCAGGAAGCUGCCCUACAUUUGGACAGUAACCAGUAGAACUUGAUACUGACGCCAGAGUGUAAAAAUAAACACCUCGUACAGUUCUGUCUUAAUCCACAGCCAUCAGAGUUGCUAUUAUUAGUCUGUAGGCCAAACAGGCAGCUGUGAUUGGGCAUACGACAGCCUGGACAGGCCUAUCCUGCCAUGUUGGGAUCAGGCUGUUCCUCCCCUUCACACACUGGGAGCUGAGCUGGGGCUCCAGGAGAAGUGCCUGCAGUCUGGGAACAUGUCUUACAGCAGGUAACACUAUCCAUAGAUGGCAUCUUUGCUCUGGGAGGCAGAGUGAGACUCCAAGGCUACCAGCAUAGAUCUGACGGACACGGGAUCAUUAGGCCUAGUGCAGGGGAGAGAAGGAAGGAGGGGAGGGAGGGCAUGACUGUCCUCCCAUCUCCUUUGACUCUGUCUUGGACAGUGUCUUUCUCAGUCCAGGCUGGCCCCCGACAUACUAUGUAGCUGAGGAUAGCCUGCCUCUCUGUGGCGCUGGGAUCACAGGUGUGUGUCAUCAUCCCAGUUUAUUCCUUUGGCUGUUAGAUAAUUUGCCAACAAAUACCUUAGACCUAAAGGCUUUAGAUUUCUCUGGAAACUGGGAAAGAAGAAAAGAAACCAGAACGCUAGUCAUCUACCAGAGACAGAGUAAUAAUAGUGACAUAUUGCUGAGCAUGUAUGUCAGGUAUGACAUGUGCUCUUCAAUUCUACUUCAAGCCUUUGAGGGAAUAUCACAGCAGUUAACAGCAUGAAGUUACCCAGAGUUCUAUAGCUGACAGGUUAUGUCUCAGAUUGGAAUCAGACCCAUCUUAAUGCCAAGUCCUUGCUCUGUACAAUACAGAACCCAACCUCUUAAGUCCUCAGGACAAAGGCAGACACCAUGCACCUGCUUACUAAAUUAUUUAAGUGAACAAAACAAAACUUAUACUAACCUUGGUCUUGUAACUAAAGCAAAUACCACUACUGGUACAAAGAAAGUCUUUGCUGCCCCUACAAAGGCAGUCCCAGUUCUCUGCCUGAGCAUGGAGAGCUGGACUCUGGAAGCUGCCACCUAAACUCUACUGGGAAAUAAGGCACGUCAGGAAAGGCUUCCACUGUGACAGAGGAGUCGCAGAGACACUGACCCCACUGCUGAGAACAUGGCCAGAUUGGAACUAGGCUCCCUAGAGAAGUGAGCCUGUGGUGGCCUCAUGCUGAGGCACGGUAUACUUGGAGGUUUCCUUGAAAGGCAUUAGGCUUCCCUCUGCUCGCUCCCUCACCUCCCCCACCCUGGCCCCACAACUGGUUUGUGUAAUUCAAUCUGGAUUCUUCUCAUAGCCACCUCUCUAUGCAUAUGUGCCCUUUUAUUUACAGCUCUGCACACACUGAUUGGCUAGCAGUUUGGCAGCCUGCAUGCUUCAGUUCUCUGUCUGAGAGGAAGGGGAGCAGAGAACACUGUGGCUUUGCUUCCCCGAACCCAGGAGCCAAAAGGCACUACCAAAGGAUAAGCAAGGUGUUGACCACACCGGACAGCUGAGAAGCGGUUCAGAGGCGUUGUUUGAUCCAGCUGUCUUACUCCUGCAGAUCAGUACUUAAGAACUGUCUCCAAGCAAAGCCACACUGGGCUCCAGCGCUAUUCCUGUCUCUAGUCUUGGUGGUGUCUUGCUCCCUUACUUCGCCUGCAUCUGGCAUUGGGAGACUUUGAGGGCCUUGCUGACUGCUGCAUUCUCCAUCCCUUCUUCUGAAGAGCUCAGUCUGUCAAGGUGCCAAGCUCUCCUGAUGAAAUGUGUUCUGCCCCACUGGGCUCCAAAGGCAGUGUCUGGCGCUGUUGAUGCCCUUGUUCGAACUUUCCAAAAUGGAUAGCCCCCCUAAGCUGACUGGAGAGACCCUCAUCGUCCACCAUAUCCCCUUAGUGCACUGCCAGGUCCCAGACAGGCAGCGCUGUGGGGGGGCGAGUGGAGGUAGUGGGGGCCCGAGACCCAGCCCCUUCUGCACGGCCGAGCUGGGCCUUACUCAGGCUGACCAGGACCCGGGACAAGCUGACUCCCUGCUGUGCAACAGUGUGCACUCUGCUCCGGGGGCAUCUACACGGUCUGCAGACAGCAUCAAGAGCAGGAGUCGGGAUGGCAGAGGCCCUGGAGCUCCCAAACGACACAACCCCUUCCUGGUGCAGGGAAAUGUGGGCGAGACAGGACUCUGUGGCCUGUAUGAUGGCAGCACUGUUGACAGUGCCACCCAGCAGUCCUUCCACCUGCACAGCGGCACCCAGCCCACCUUCCACCUGCCAUGGGGAGCAGCGCGUGGUCGGCCCGCAGUGGUGGAGGGGCAGGAGCAGCAGCCGGCGAUAACCUUGGGUGCCCAGCAGGGCAGCGCCGGCCACUGCUGCCGACCGGAGCUGGACUCUGAGACCAUGGAGCUAGAUGAGUGUGGGGGACCUGGUGGCAGUGGCGGUGGAGCCAGUGACCCCUCUGCCUUCCCCUUUCACCAAGAGUGGAAGCUGAGUUCAGAUGAGUCCCCAAGAAGCCCUGGACGCCCAGGCUCGGGAGCCCAGCAUUGCCGCUGCAGUAGCACAUCCAGUCAGUCCGAGGCCGCUGACCAGUCCAUGGGCUACGUCAGCGACUCCUCCUGCAACAGCUCAGAUGGCGUGCUGGUCACGUUCAGCACCCUCUACAGUAAGAUGCAUGGAAGCUCCCGUGCCAACCUCAACUCUGUCCCUCAGUCCUGCAGUGAGUCUUCCUUCUGCAGCCACUCAGACCCCGGAGCCUUUUACCUGGACCUGCAGCCCUCCCCAGCGGAGUCGAAAAUGUCUUGUGAGUCCCACCACCCUGAAAACGGGGACAGGGAGGAGGGCUGCGGUUGUCCUCAUGCCUCGUCUCCUGAGGUGGAUGCCAACUGCAACUCCUACCGCCCGCACUGUGAGCCCUGCCCGGCUGUGGCUGACCUCACAGCCUGCUUCCAGAGCCAGGCCCGCCUUGUGGUGGCCACCCAAAAUUACUAUAAACUUGUCACCUGUGACCUAUCGUCCCAGUCCUCCCCAAGCCCAGCUGGCUCCUCCAUCACCAGUUGCUCUGAAGAACACACCAAGAUAAGUCCUCCACCAGGCCCCGGCUCAGACCCAGACCCCAGUCAGCCCUCUGAGUAUUACCUCUUCCAGAAGCCAGACUCCCAGCCAGAGGAACAAGAAGCAGGGAGUUCCCCAACAGAAGCAGCAACUGCCACAGGCCCCGCUGUACUCGAAGGGCAAGUGUACACAAAUACUUCACCCCCCAACCUAAGCACCGGCCGACAGCGCUCUCGAAGCUAUGACCGAAGCCUGGAGCGCAGCCCCCCUGUCCGCCUGGGCUCGCUGGAGCGAAUGCUGAGUUGCCCAGUACGCUUAAGUGAGGGCCCCGCAGCCUUAGUUGGGUCUGCUUCCCCACCCAAGAGGGUCACCUCUUUCGCUGAGUUGGCCAAAGGCCGGAAGAAAGCUGCAGCAGGCUCUGGCUCCCCACCACUUCGGGUGAGCGUUGGAGACUCUUCCCAGGAGUUCUCACCCAUCCUGGAAGCCCAGCAAGAUAGGGCAGGCCCACUUGACGAGGGCACUCGGUGUAGCCAUAGUCUGCCGUCCAUGCCCUUGGGGCCAAGCCUGGACCUCCUUGGCCCAGAACCCUGGUCCACCCAGCUUUGUCAGGGCUCCCAGUCCAGCGAGAUGCCACUUCCUAGCCUCAGAGCUGCUGGGCAGGGCCCCUUGGCCCAGCUGAUGGAUGCCGGGCCUGCUCUCCCAGGGAGCCCAGCCAACAGCCAUACCCAGAGGGAUGCGCGAGCUAGAGCUGACGGGGGCGGCACUGAGAGCCGCCCAGUGCUUCGCUACAGCAAGGAGCAGAGGCCGACCACGCUGCCCAUCCAGCCCUUCGUGUUCCAGCACCACUUCCCCAAGCAGCUGGCCAAGGCCCGAGCCCUCCACAGCCUUUCCCAGAUCUACAGCCUCGCAGGCUGCAGCCGCGCACAGCAGCCUGCCGCACUGGCCGUCCCCGCUGCCCCAGCUCCCCCAGGAGAGCCGCAGGCACCCGCACCCCACACCACUGGCAGGGGUGCCAGGAAAGCUGGGCCUGAGCCGGAGACCUCAAGGCCGUCACCCCUGGGAAGCUACUCCCCUGUCCGGAUUGCCGGCCCCUUUGGGCCCAGCACUGACUCGUCUGCCUCUGCCUCCUGCUCCCCUCCUCCAGAGCAGGCCACAGCGGCACAAAGUCUCCCCACAUGGAGCCACACGUGUCCUACUGUGCGGCCUGCCACCUCCCAGCAGCCAUUGAAGGAGGAUCAGAAGAUUCCAACCUUGGCUGAGUACCGGCUUCAUGGCACAGGAAGCUUGCCGCCUCUGGGCUCCUGGAGAUCUGGCUUUUCCCGGGCAGAGAGCCUGGCCCGAGGAGGCGGUGAGGGCAGCAUGGCCUCCAGGCCCAACAAUGCCAACCACCUGUCCCCUCAAGCCCUCAAGUGGCGGGAAUACAGGAGGAAGAAUCCAUUAGGGCCACCUGCUUUGUCAGGAAGCCUAGAUCGAAGACCACAGGAAGCUCGGCUGGCCCGCAGGAACCCCAUCUUUGAGUUCUCCGGUUCUUUGGGCACUGCCAGCCAUCUGAAUUGCCGGCUGAAUGGCCAGGUAGCAAAACCAUUACCACUGGCCUGCCCUGACCUGCAGGACCCCUUCUCCUUGGCUGAGAAGCCACCAGCUGAGUUUUGUCUGUCUCCAGAUGGCACCUCUGAGGCCAUUUCCAUUGAUGUCCUUCAGAAAAAAGGGCUGGUAAAAGCUGUCAAUACUGCUGUGGACCUCAUUGUGGCCCAUUUUGGCACAAGCCGGGAUCCCGGUGUCAAGGCAAAGCUGGGAAACAGUUCUGUGAGCCCCAACGUAGGCCACCUGGUGCUGAAGUACCUCUGCCCUGCAGUCCAAGCUGUGCUGGAGGAUGGGCUCAAGGCCUUCGUACUAGACGUGAUCAUCGGACAACGUAAAAACAUGCCUUGGAGUGUGGUUGAGGCUUCCACACAGCUAGGCCCAUCCACCAAGGUCUUGCAUGGUCUCUACAACAAAGUCAGCCAGUUUCCAGAACUCACCAGUCACACUAUGCGCUUUAACGCCUUCAUCCUCGGCCUGCUCAACAUCCGGUCCCUGGAGUUCUGGUUUAAUCACCUGUACAACCAUGAAGACAUCAUCCAGACCCACUACCAGCCCUGGGGCUUCCUGCGUGCCGCUCACACCGUGUGUCCUGGCCUCUUUGAGGAGCUGCUGCUGCUGCUGCAGCCGCUGGCCCUGCUGCCCUUCAGCCUGGACCUGCUCUUCCAGCACCGGCUGCUGCAGAGCGGGCGGCAGCAGCGGCAGCACAAGGAACUGCUGCGGGUGUCCCAGGACCUGCUGCUGUCUGCACACUCGACACUGCAGCUGGCCAGAGCCCGAGGCCAGGAGGGCCCUGGCGACAUGGACAGGGCGGCCCCUGGGGAGCGGGUGAAGGGUGUGGGUGCCUCAGAAGGCGGAGAAGAGGACGAGGAAGACAGCGAAGGGGCUGUGGGGAGCUCAGAGCCUGGCAGGUGGGCCCGAGGAGGGCAGGCCGGCUGGUGGUACCAGCUCAUGCAGAGCUCCCAGGUCUACAUCGAGGGCACCGCGGAGGGCUCCAGAUUCCCUCGCAGUAGCAGCAGUGAGAAAAAGAAAGGGGUAGGCAGUGGGCGGCCUUCCCAGGCUCCACCACCAAGGGAAGGUGUGGUAGAGGGGGCUGAGGCCUGCCCUGCUCCUGAGGAGGCCCUUGGCCAAGAAAGGGGCUGGCCUUUCUGGAUGGGGAGCCCCCCUGACUCUGUGCUAGCUGAGCUGAGGCGUAGUCGAGAGAGGGAGGGACCUGUUGCCCCACCAACAGAAAAUGAAGAAAGGACAGCAGAGCCUGCCCCUGGGGGCAUCAAGUGGGGACAUCUCUUUGGUUCCCGGAAAGCUCAGCGGGAAGCCCGGCCCACAAGCAGGCUGCCUUCAGACUGGCUGAGCCUGGACAGGUCUGUGUUCCAGCUGGUAGCACAGACAAUGGGGGCCCGUCGGGAGCCCGAGCCCAGGGACAGCCUACAAGAGCCACACUCUCCAGCCCUGCCCUCCAAGCCUCCAUGUGAGGUGCAGGCGCUGUGCCACCAUCUGGCCACCGGCCCUGGACAACUCAGCUUCCACAAAGGGGAUAUCCUGCGGGUGCUGGGACCAGCCGGAGGAGACUGGCUGCGCUGUAGCCGCGGCCCUGACACCGGCUUGGUGCCUCUGGCCUAUGUGACUCUGACCCCAACUCCAAGUUCACCACCUGGAAGCAGCCAAAACUGAGGCCCUGUGCAUGCUGGUGGCCUCAGGGACCCUCCUGUUCCCCGAGACUCGGAGCCCGAGAGCCCUUAGGCUUGGCUACAAGAAGCAGACUGAGAGCUGGAGCCAGUAUCCCUGGGCUGGCACCUGCUCCCUGCUCAGUAUUCAGCAUUCCUCCUCAGCUGCCCAGACCCCCAGGGAAGGAGGGGCGGGCACAGCGCUGGGCUGCCAAGACUUUUCCUAGCCCAUAUGUCCAUGGGGGUAGACAAGUCUCUGGGGGGAGAUGGCCCAGAGGUCAUUUGUGGGUUCACUAGACUGAGUGACGAUGAGGAUGGACAACAGUAUUGGGGCCAGAGUCCUAAGCCCCCAUGCUGUAAAUAGGCAGUGACCAGUGGCUGGUCAUCAGAGUAGGAGGAGGAGCCCAGGCUUCUGUUCAUGUAUUUAUUUAUUUAUUUAUUUAUUACACCUAUUAAUAAAAAGGUGCUCAGCCUCCAAA